This is a messenger RNA of Owenia fusiformis, 1711 nucleotides long. The record is from the annotation of a GenBank genome assembly. Lineage: Eukaryota; Metazoa; Annelida; Polychaeta; Sabellida; Oweniidae.
AUGGCAACACGCGUAGUCGUAGAUGAUGGUACGUCGGUUGUGACUUAUGGAGAUUGGAGCAGCAAUGAUUCAGAUGAAAAGUUUAAUCGUCUCUACGAAGCUUGUCAAAGUGAUGAUGAAACGGCAUGUUUAGAAUUGGGGAAAUGUUACGUUUAUGGUCCCUCUGGUUUCCAUAAGGACAUUUUGCUUGGAGAGUUUUACAUUGCUAAAGCCGCAAGACAAGGUAACAAAGAGGCCAUUGCGUUACUGAACGAAAUACCAGCAUUACUGUCAGAAGGGCCUGUUGAAAAUAGAGACAACGUUUGGAUUGAGGAAGCGUCUGCCAAGUUGAAAAGAAGUAAAGGGAAUUGUGUAUUACCUCGCCUUCCCGUUGGCAGCUUUAUAUAUAUUACAAAAAACAAACAUACUGACGAAACCAAAGAGCUGCACAAACAAUCACAGGGUGCAUUGAUGGACGUUCUACAAAGCAGGCCAACAGUGUGGCCAAAGGAGAUAGUCAAUUCAUUUGGGGAUUCCCCUACUGCAAGAAAAUACGCCAAAGCCAUCGAACUCAUGCAAGCUGUUCACAACAUGCUCGUCAACCCACCAAAUAAGGAAGAUCGCUUCAAACAAGUUGAAGGUAUUCACUUGUACAUGGAAGGUCAUUUCUAUGAGCCAAUGGCAAAGAACACAGUUCCAUUAUGGCAACCUCAUUUUGAUGAUGUUGAUAAGCUUAUAACGGAUACACUUAAAGAAAACAAAAAUGACUUUGCGUGUCGUCUUUUAAGGAUAUGUAUGUAUUCUGAAAUCGAGACAUAUCGGUCAAAUUCGGAAGAUCUUAUCGUGGCACUCGAGGUUUUGGUGAAUGAUAUAAACUUGCACAGUGCAGUUGGCAGGCGAGUCCAAGAAAACCAAGAUAAUGAGCGGACAAAAAUGAUCAAAUGCAAUGCAUUGGAAUUUCUUGGAGCCUUAUACUGCACUUCAAAUCAAGUAUUGAGGUCAAACGACAGUUACCGAAAAUGCCUUGAUAUGUUUCCUUCGCAUCUAAAUGCUUUAUAUAGUAUUGCUUUCAAUCAGUUCAACAAGGCUUUAGGCCAAACACUUAACAAUGAUAAUACAACAAAUCCAAUGGUAAAUGAAAUGGAGCAAAAUGUCACUGACAAGAGCAAGGAUAUAAUCAAAAACGGAUCCGAAUCAGCAUUCAAACCGUAUCUAGAAAUUGCUCCAAAAUGCCACCGAAAAUAUCAUUUCGCACUUUACAUGUCAGCCUUUGAGAGCUUGCAAAACAAUAACUGUCGGGACGUGGUGGAUCUCUACGAGAUGGCCGUGGAUGUUGAGAAAAAAUCUCUUCCUAUGUACCAUAUGCAAAAUAAACCUGCAGUCUACAAUAUAAUAGUAGUGAUGUAUCCUUUCAUUAAGUCUCGAUUAUGCGCUAAUACAAAUUGUACCAUCCAAAGUAAAGACCUUAAAGAGGUUCUGCGUGCACCACCGGGAAAACGUUGCAGUAAGUGUAAGAUGGUGAGAUAUUGUACGAGCGAUUGCCAGGCUGCCCAUUGGCCAAAGCAUAAACUUACUUGUAAAAGGCUAAAGUGAUAACGUUGUGAGACGUAAGACGUUGAAGUGACAAUGAUCACUAACUGUUGAAGAGACAGUGAUCAUUACAUAAAGUUAUACGUAUGAAGUUAAAGUGACAAUGAUCAGUACAUAAAGUUAUAGGUAAGAAGUUGAGCGA